UCUGGAUUCAAAGUCACAGUCACACUGUAUGUAUUGCAGAUGUUGACGUCAAGGAAUGUAAGCAGCUUUUGCAGGGGUACAACUGACAGUAGAAUUACAGAUGGCUGAGUCUCAGCAGAGCAUGGAGGUCAGUACAGAGGACACUCAUUACCCUAAAGGUGACCCCAUUGGCUUUGAGGAUAAUCACGUUAUGACUGCACAAGAGCAACCAGUGAAUGAAGUACCAGAGAAGGAAGCUCUGAUUCCCAAGCAUGCCACAGAUAGGAUUUUUUUUAUUGAUUUAGCCAAUAAGCAUCUGCAAAUCAUCCCACCUGAGGUCUUCAGUCUAGAGCAUCUGGAAGAGCUGCACAUGGAGAAGAACCUGAUAGUAAACAUCCCGAAAGAAAUAAAACUCCUGAAGAACAUGAAGGUUCUCUACUUGGAUCACAAUCGCAUACGGGACAUAUGUGAUGAGCUGGGAAUGUUGAAAAGUAUUCUGAGCUUAGAUUUAAGUAACAACCCCCUCUCUUACAGUUCUCUGCUGGUAAUCAGCAACUUGCAGUCCCUUCACCAGCUCAGGCUCUAUCAAAUAAACUUGCAUGAAAUCCCAGUGCAGAUCUGCAAAUACCUCCAUCUCAUUGAACUUCUUGGGCUUUCUGACAAUAAUCUACAGUGUCUGCCAAAAGAAAUAGUGAACCUGAAAAAACUCAAGGAAAUUUACCUCAAAAACAAUAGGUUUGAAAAAUUUCCCAUCGAGCUUUGUAAAAAUGUUAGUUUAGAAAUAAUAGAUCUGGAACAAAAUCUGAUCAGUCACAUCCCAGAAGAGAUAGGCUCUUUGACGAACUUAGUUAAGCUAUUUUUAGCUUUUAAUAACUUAUCUUCCAUUCCUCCUACGCUGCAACACUGCCAGAAGCUGGCGGUGCUGGAUCUGUCUCAUAAUCCCCUGCACAAGCUUCCCCCAGUUUUGAACAGCCUCACUGAAAAGAGUGAACUCGGCCUGUCUGAUAACAGCCUGGAGGAGCUGCCAGCCCAGACAGGCUCUUGGACAUCACUUACCCAUCUUUAUCUGAGGAACAGCGGGCUGCACAGAGUACACAUGUCCUUCACCAGCCUCACCAGUGUCAGGGUACUCGAUCUGAGUGAAAAUUGCUUUGAUGAAAUUCCUAAAGGAAUAUGCUCCAUGAAAAACCUGGAGAUAUUGAACCUGGAUGACAAUCAAAUACAGGAGAUACCAGCAGAAAUACAAGAACUGACAAAUUUAAAAUGCCUCAGCCUGUCCAAAAAUCAAUUCAACAACUUUCCAGUGGAAAUCUUUCUCGUGGGGUCAUUAGAGAAAUUAUAUCUGGGACAAAAUAAAGGAGUUAAACUGACAAGUCUGCCAGAAGAUAUCAUCAAACUGCAGAAUCUGAAAGAACUGCAUAUAGAGAAUAAUUGUCUGGAGUACCUGCCUCCAGCUGUUGGCUCACUGACCCACUUGAGAAUACUUGACUGUCACAACAAUCUCCUUAAGAAGCUCCCAGAGUCUCUAGGCCAAAUGCAAGGUUUGCAGCAACUGCUCCUUCAGAACAAUCAGCUGUCCAGCCUCCCUGAGGAUUUGAACAGCCUGAAGCAGCUGCAGGUGAUCCUUGUGGAUGGGAACCCUAUGACAGAUCCUCCCAUUGAACUGUGCUGUCAGGGGACAUCUGCUAUCCUGCAGUACUUAUGGCAAAAAAGACAUAAGAAAGCCAAGGCUUCAAAGAUCCGAAAUAUUUGGCAAGGGCUGAUUACAAAGAAGGGGAUCAGACCUUUCUUGGCAUUUAACAGUAUGACAAACAAAAAAAAGGAAAAGAAAGGAAAAGAGAAAGGAAAACAAAAGCCUGGAAAAGAAGCAAAAGCCAAAAAGUGAUUCUUGUGCAGUAAGCCAAACAGAACCCUGUCAGCUGCAAGAGAAGUGAGUACAAAACAAACAGCAUUAAAGCAUUCACAUCAGUGGAUAUUCUAAUGAAAA
Molecule: messenger RNA, 1966 nt
Organism: Meleagris gallopavo (turkey)
Lineage: Eukaryota; Metazoa; Chordata; Aves; Galliformes; Phasianidae
Source: RefSeq, a predicted model, not a curated record